ACCGAAAUGAUAUCACCAAUUCACGUUUUCCGUACAGCAUGCACCAGUCGCGGCGUCAUGGCGCCGACGCCGUGUCCUUCUCUGCUUACAGCGUUGAUACCGAGGACUAUUUCGCCUUCUUGCCUAGUGAUGAGUCCAUGAGCGACGUCGAGGACGCUCCAGCGUCGCCUGCGACCUCUAAAACGCGCGAUCCGGUGGAAGAAUUGGUCUCUGUGUUCCCAACUUCGAGCUCCAUUACGUCCAGCAACAUUCUGACGCCCAUCGGCAGUUUAAACGGCAGCAAAUCAACGCAUACAAGGACUAAAACCCCUCGAGAACAGGUCAAAGCUCCGGCUCCAGGUGUAUUCGAGCUUGGAGGGGGUGAAGAGCUUAGAGUCUCUCCUCGAGCACUGAAGCAACACACAGCACGGAGAACGCAGCUCCAAGAAGCUCUGGAUGCUGCUACAGGGGGUAGGAGUGAUGGAGACUAUGGAGAAGCUCCGUUCCGAUUUAAGACGCAGCACAAGAAAGUGGUGACAUUCGCGGAGGAUAUGGACGUGUCGGGUGCAUCGCCAGCUCCGGUGACCGAGCGGAUAGAAGGCCAUGCACCAGAGAAGAAAAGCUUAGGCAGGCGACAGCCCGCAGCAAGGAUAGAGGACGAAUACGAAGAAGAUGAAGAGAACGAGGCAAUUGAGCCAGAUCCGCUGUACGACGAGCAGUUAGACGACGCAGACGAGCAGUGGGUGCAGACGAACUUGCGUGGGGCUCGUGCUACAAAAGAUGAGACGGACGCUACGCUGUGUUGUCCAUGCUGCUUCGUAACGGUGUGCAUGGUUUGUGAGAGACAUGCAACCUACACGAACCAGUAUCGAGCGACUGCAGCGAUCAAUUGUCGUGUCAAGCGUGAUGAAAUCCUCACUUACACGGCAGGUGAAGGCAGUCAAGUGCCAGCUUCACUGCCGUUCCACAAACGACAGAGCUUGGCUACAAGUAACAAGACGACUACGAGGGGACAGCAGAUUGCUCGGUUGCUGCAAGAAGACGAGUUUUACCCGGUGGCAUGCUCGGACUGUGGCACAAUGGUCGGCGUGUUCGACAGAGACCAGCAAUACCACUUCUUCAACGCCUUGCCCAGCAAUUGCUAGCUCUUUCCUUAAGGCAAAGAAACACGAUUCGAGCACAUCCUUAUAAUUACAGGAGGAAUUUGCGUUUGGCCUAUUCCAUCACCAUGUUGAAUGGCGUUCGAUACUCAUAGAUCAAUGCGCUGGCUUACGCGCAUCGAGCGCCAUUCUUACGCUUUCGACUUUUGCGAGGAUCAUCGUAC
Phytophthora nicotianae INRA-310 is the source of this 1303-nucleotide messenger RNA. RefSeq lists its product as hypothetical. Gene Ontology annotation, biological process: positive regulation of cell population proliferation. The record is from RefSeq and is a predicted model, not a curated record. The transcript has 3 exons. Gene Ontology annotation, cellular component: nucleus. Bases 39 to 1124 code for a protein of 361 amino acids. Lineage: Eukaryota; Oomycota; Peronosporomycetes; Peronosporales; Peronosporaceae.